AUGUGGAGCCCGGCGGCGGACGGAUUCUACACCUUCGGUGGGCAUGACGGAGUACACCAUGCCGCAGUGUGGAGCCCGGCAGCGGACGGAUUCUACACCUUCGGUGGGUCGGAUGGCAGCGCGUACGUCAACAACUUGUGGUUCUACGCGCGUCAGGCAAACAGCUGGACAGAGCUCAGCCCGAGUGGCACGGCACCGUCCAUCCGCGCUGACCAUGACGCAGCGUGGAGCCCAGCGGCGGACGGAUUCUACGUGUUCGGUGGGUAUGACGGCAGCAGCUAUCUCAACGACUUAUGGUUCUACGGGCGUCAGGCAAACAGCUGGACAGAGCUCAGCCCGAGUGGCACGGCACCGUCCGGGCGGAGUGGUCAUGCCGCCAUGUGGAGCCCGGCGGCGGACGGAUUCUACGUGUUCGGUGGGAAGACCGGCAGCAGCAAUGUCAACAACGACUUAUGGUUCUACGGGCGUCAGGCAAACAGCUGGACAGAGCUCAGCCCGAGUGGCACGGCGCCGUCUGCGCGGAGUUCAAGUUACCCAGUGUGGAGCCCGGCGGCGGACGGAUUCUACGUGUUCGGUGGGUGGGACGGCAGCAGCCCUCUGAACGACUUAUGGUUCUACGGGCGCCAGGCCGGCGAGGGCCAUCGCCAGAUAUCGCGAGCUUAA
Molecule: messenger RNA, 663 nt
Organism: Symbiodinium sp. CCMP2592
Lineage: Eukaryota; Dinophyceae; Suessiales; Symbiodiniaceae
Source: the annotation of a GenBank genome assembly